AUGGGUCCAGGUCUAACGGCUAGGAUGGUGGCAGCGCAUGAGCAGAGAAGAAACCCUAGUGGGUUCGGGUCGGAUCCAGAAUCCUGGGUCAAGUCUGGAUCCGGAUUCUGGAUCUGGCAACAGCUAAGGAAAAGUCAGAAAUCUGCAUUCGCUGAUGAUGAAGAUAUGGAUCAUAUGCAAUUCCAUGAGAAUAGGCUGAAAUUUCUUGCAGCUCAAAAGGCAGAAGGAAAAAAUCCAUAUCCUCAUAAAUUCUUCACAUCAAUGUCUAUAGUCGAAUAUAUAGAUGAAUAUGGAAGCUUAGGGCAAAUUAUGAGCAAAAGAGCAUCCAAUUCAAAGUUGUUUUUCUACGGCUUGCAUGGUGGCAGUGCCAAAGUGCAAGUUAUAGCUGAUGCGAGCAAGUCAGGCUUGGAUGAAGCUGAAUUCGCUAGAUUCCAUUCCACUGUGAAGCGUGGUGAUAUAGUUGGCGUCACUGGAUUUCCAGUUUUAUCCCAUUGUCUCCAUAUGAUGCCAAGGCAAAAAGCAGGCCCUGAUGCCAGUGUGAAGGUUGAAACUCCCAUGAUGAACAUGAUUGCUGGAGGUGCAGCUGCCCGUCCCUUUGUAACCCAUCACAAUGAAUUAAAUAUGAGGCUCUAUAUGCGCAUUGCACCUGAGUUAUAUCUUAAGGAGCUAGUAGUUGGUGGACUUGAUCGUGUCUAUGAAAUUGGAAAACAAUUUAGAAAUGAGGGCAUUGAUUUAACUCACAAUCCUUAA
This is a messenger RNA of Hibiscus syriacus, 750 nucleotides long. RefSeq names its product lysine--tRNA ligase, cytoplasmic-like. Gene Ontology annotation, biological process: lysyl-tRNA aminoacylation. The transcript is spliced from 7 exons. Gene Ontology annotation, molecular function: tRNA binding; lysine-tRNA ligase activity; ATP binding. The record is from RefSeq and is a predicted model, not a curated record. NCBI's taxonomy places the organism in Eukaryota, Viridiplantae, Streptophyta, Magnoliopsida, Malvales, Malvaceae. Bases 1 to 750 code for a protein of 249 amino acids. Gene Ontology annotation, cellular component: cytosol; cytoplasm.